CUAACUGUGCUUCCAGCUGACCGCACAGAGACCACACAGAGACCUCUGAAGCAUCAUGAAUGACAAUAUACAGGAUGAAGCGGUGCUGAAGCAGAUUGAGAAGGAGGUGAGAAUGCGGGAGGGGGCCAGUAAGCUGCUGGGAUAUUGUUCCAGGAGAGAGCAGGCCCUGGAGGCCUCCAAGAGCCUGCUCACCUGCAACUCCCGCAUUCUGGCCUUGCUCAGCCAACUGCAGAGGAUGAGGAAAGCGCAAAUCCUGCACAGAGUGGAACGCAGGCCCUCUGAAGAUGUGGUGCCAUGUUUGGGAAAAGUAGCGCUUUCAGAUCUAAGAAUCCCACUGAUGUGGAAAGACUCAGAGUACUUCAAAAACAAAGGAGAGCUCCAUCGCUGUGCCGUGUUCUGCCUGCUUCAGUGCGGCACAGAGAUCUACGACACCGACAUGGUCAUGGUCGACCGGACUUUAACCGACAUCUGUUUUGAAGACACUAUCGUAUUCAAGGAGGCAGGUCCGGGCUUCCAGCUCCGCUUCGAGCUCUACAGCAGCAGUGCGGUCGAGGACUUCUCCCCGGGGAUCCUCGCGCCCAGGAGAGGGAGCUACCUGGGUGGCUCUCUGGGAGGCUCCUCUGGGAAGAAGAUCAGAGCGGCGUUGGAGACGGCGGCAGUUUGCGGAUCGGUCUUAAGCGCUGGAUUCGCAGCACCUGGAAGUGUGUCACCACCUCUCUCCUCCAACAUGUCGAGACUGGGGCCAAAGUACAACCUGCUGGCUUACGCGACUCUGACAAUCGAUCACAUCAAGGAAGGUUUCAAAACACACGAUUUGUCAAUAGCAACAACAGAGGAUAGUCCCUUCUGGUUGCCUCUGUACGGCAACAUGUGCUGCCGCCUCAGGGCUCAGCCUCUCUGCAUGAUUCAGCCGGUGAUGAGCGGACCACUCAGGGUUAAGCUUGAAGAGGACUCUAAUUGCUGGGAAAAUGUCUACGGCGUCCUCAGGGGCCAAACUCUCUUCUGCUAUCAGAGCGAAGGAGACCUGCAGUCUGAGGACGAGCCAUUCCUCGUGAUCCCCGUCAGAAAGGAUACCCUUGUGUGUUUAUCAGAAACCGAUCCUGACCCGUGCCAGAGCAUAUUCAUCAGUACAGAGCAUGAGGGAGAGGAUGUCACCUACACACUGACCACGCACACACCUGAAGACACACAGCUCUGGACGGAGGCUCUCUGGAGGCACGUCUUCAACAUGAGCAAGUGGAAGCAGUGUUGUGAUCACCUCAUGAAGAUUGAGAUGCCCAGAUCCAGGAAAGCCACGACAGCGAGGCAGGGAUCGCUAUAUCAUGAAAUAGUCACGCCCUCCUCGCCCAGAGAGGGUCUACAGGUCCCAGAUUUAUCUGCUGAGAUCCGCACUUUGCUCUAUUCCUACUACAAGGAAAGUUAUUGAUGACCUGGCCACCGAUGCACUGAAGGAAUGGGGAAACAGGCCUUAUUCUAUGCAUUUGUGGUGACCACGCCUGGUCAAAGAAGCGGACGAGGAAAUGAUAAAUGGCACGAUAUCAUGAUCUGCAGAGGACUCAUCCAAACACACAUCUUUUUUCUUGUACCAAGGUGUUUAGGUUCUAUAAACAUCAGAAUCUCAAGUCCAUAUCUUGCAAAAAAAGUGAAAAACCAGCAUGCUACUCAUGAGUGUAAUAACAACACAUACUGUACAUGCACAGUUAAUUUGAGCUGCAUUUAAAGCUUGAUUAGGCCAUUCAUGGUCUGCGUCCCAGUACACAAGCAUUGGUAAGGGAAGUCGAUCUAUUGAUGGACAUAUAACGAACUCUGGGACAGUAGAUAUUCCGAGCUCUUUUCAGCUAGUUCUUGGACCUUCAUCCGGUUGACCUUGUUGACAAAUUAGCAAGUAGCAAUCUUGUUGUAUGUUGGACGGCCAAAGAUGGAUGACAGCUCUGUAAAUUCUCGCUCUAGCACUCGCCAAACUGAUAGCUUCGUCUUGUUUUCAUCCCAGUUUUCUUCCAUGCAUUUAUGUUGUCAAGGAACUGAGGAGCAUGCACAGACCACCUCGGUCAAUGUGGGGCCGAUUGAAGUGUAUAUACAUGCAAGAGAAAAUCGACUCCUAGUAUUAUUAUCAAGAUGUGUUAGUUUGACUUCAAGACGUUGUCUUUCCAACAAAACACACAUAACCUCGAGUCAUACCCAUGUGGGAGGGUCUCCUCUCUACCGCUCUACUACCACCGCCCAAGCCACACAGUCCAAGCCCCACUGCCUGGCCCCCAAGCCCUGGUUCGCUUUCCAUGCAACUCGUCAAAACCCAACAGAGAGAGCAAAGGAGCCUCUUGAGCUUCUGCGCUCCCUUGCAGGACAACACAAGGACUGGAUUUCAGGUGGACCAACAUGUCAGCUUUACUGACUGAGUUGUAUUAUUUCAAAAGUUGCCUUGAGCAGUUGUGUCACGUGUUGCUGUGUCUUGUGUGAAAAUAUUUUCUCAUACUGUAACCUCAACUUUUGAGGAGAAUGAAUUCUAAUUAAAAACAGCGUUGGACUUCCAGCUCUGCAGGAUAUUAUGAGCAACAUGCAGCACCGUUUCGUAAAAAGGCCUGAGGGCGUUUUCGGCAGAAAUAAAAGCCUGAUGCUUGCACUGAGAAGUGUUGAAAUGCUUUUGAUAAAGUGUUUCUCCAAACAAACCUGUUUCUCACAAACAUUUCUUUAAAGCUUUUUGAAGCCACAGA
This is a messenger RNA of Labrus bergylta (ballan wrasse), 2711 nucleotides long. The record is from RefSeq and is a predicted model, not a curated record. Lineage: Eukaryota; Metazoa; Chordata; Actinopteri; Labriformes; Labridae.